Passer domesticus (house sparrow) is the source of this 1217-nucleotide messenger RNA. It is a transcript of the gene CCDC28A, whose product is annotated as coiled-coil domain containing 28A. Bases 171 to 665 code for a protein of 164 amino acids. The transcript is spliced from 6 exons. The record is from RefSeq and is a predicted model, not a curated record. Lineage: Eukaryota; Metazoa; Chordata; Aves; Passeriformes; Passeridae.
GGCGGCUUGGGGCGGGGCUCCCACAAUGCACCUCGCGGCGGCGCCGGGCCGCCCCGCCCUCACGUGAUCCGCGAGCCGGGCCGGGCCGGGCGCUUCCGCGGGGGUCCGCGCGCGCUGCGGGGGGCGGGGCUUCGCUCAGACAUUAGUCUAGAUGCAGUAAAUUGGAAGAAAUGGAAGAAAGGAAGAUCAAGAGGAGGAGCCCCAAAUCAUCUUCCAGUCACUCUGCUCAGGUUGCUAACUCCAAGAAAAGCUCAGUGCCAGUCAGUAAAAGUACAGCCUUUUCCAACCCUGCCCCACAGCCUGCCGUACAAAAACCAAAGCUAAAACGCGUAAUCAAAGAGAAAGCCAAACCUCCAGGAGGUGAAGCAAAAGGGGCACAGGCAGCACCAAUCCAGCAUUCUUUUCUCACAGAUGUAUCAGAUGUCCAGGAAAUGGAAAGGGGACUUCUGAGUCUCUUGAAUGACUUCCACUCUGGCAAACUUCAGGCAUUUGGAAAUGAAUGUUCCAUAGAGCAAAUGGAACACGUGCGGAGUAUGCAGGAGAAACUUGCUCGCCUCAAUCUGGAGCUCUAUGGGGAGAUGGAAGAACUUCCUGAAGAUAAAAGAAAACUAGCCAGUGAUUCCAACCUGGAUAGACUGCUGUCAGAUAAGUGCCAUUUCUCAUAAUUUCUACAUUUACAUUGCAGCUAGAAGAACUAAAUUCAUCUAUCCAAAAGCUACAUUUAGCCGAUGCUCAAGAUAUUCCAAAUGGUACUACAGGCUGAGAGAGAACAUCUUUGUCAAUCUGGAUUCUCCAGCUUUGCUUUGUUUUUCUGGAUAAUGGAAUCAAGAAGAGUUGUGACUUUGUGUUGUUUUUAAUUUUACACAACAAAGAAUCAAAGUGCAAAUCCAGGUGUUUAUUUUGCACAUUCCUCUGAGCACUGCAUUAUGUCAGGGCUCAAUACCUAGAGUUGUAGUUAAUUGUGAUGCUGUGCUUAUUAUUGCCUUACUUAACAGAAAAAUUGGAGAAACUUGGAAAUAUAUUUCUUCUGCUCAGUGUUCAUAUGGUUGCAAGUGGUACAUGUAUAUAAGUUUAUUGGCAUUUCUCCAGUUUUUAUGAAGGUAGUGAUGUUGCCUUUCUGAUCAUUAUACAGACAAUCUGCUCACUAUCUCUUUAGUGUUUUGUUGAUUGGUGAUGCCACGGAUUAAUUUAUUGUUAAUAAAGUGAAAAGCUUUAAA